Messenger RNA from Leptopilina boulardi, 1215 nucleotides. It is a transcript of the gene Tango14, whose product is annotated as dehydrodolichyl diphosphate synthase complex subunit nus1. The coding region runs from base 439 to 1188 and encodes 249 amino acids. The transcript has 4 exons. Gene Ontology annotation, cellular component: dehydrodolichyl diphosphate synthase complex; endoplasmic reticulum membrane. The record is from RefSeq and is a predicted model, not a curated record. Gene Ontology annotation, molecular function: ditrans,polycis-polyprenyl diphosphate synthase [(2E,6E)-farnesyl diphosphate specific] activity. NCBI's taxonomy places the organism in Eukaryota, Metazoa, Arthropoda, Insecta, Hymenoptera, Figitidae.
ACAAUGAAAAAUGUAUAUUAAAAUUAAUUCAUACCGAUUAAGAAUUUAAAUUUUAGUUAAAAAGUUUAUUUGUCAGUUUUAUUGAUGAUUCGUUUAUUUACUAUUUUUUUUUUUUUUUUUCUAUAACUUGUGACUUUGAAAAUUGAUGACGUUAGUAAUUCUAAGCUUGUGUAUUAGGUAUAGUGUAUAUGAUGAUAAAAUGUGAUUAUUUCAGUGAUGUGUUGGCGCCACGCGCAUUAUCGUGUUUGGAGUACGUUUUCACAAAAUAGAUUCACCGGGAAGCUUGGAGAAAUUCCAGGAAACUCGUGAUUACUCGUGAGAAGGAAUUAUGAUUUUGUCAAGGUAGCCGGUAUUAAAGUACAAAACAAACUUGACACUCGCUUUUAAUUUACACAAGAGAGAUUAUGUUGUGUGAAAAAUUAAUUGUUAAAGAUUAUCAUGCAGGUCAUUUUUCGUUUACUUUUGGCAAUAAUACACGUUUUGUACAAAUUUAUUUUUUGGAGUCGACUCCAAUGGAAAAUCUUUAUAGAACUAGUUUUUAGUGAUAGAAAUUCAUCUAUGGAAAAUGAUGUUCUUAGUGAAUUAAUAAAGGAUGUAACAAAAUUGCCCGAGCACCUGGUUGUUAUUCUUGGCCACGAGGAAGUUUCAUUUCAUGAUCUUGUGCGUAUUGUUGGAUGGUGUGUUAUCGCUGGUAUUCCUUGCGUCAGCUUUUAUGAUCACAAUGGAUUCCUACAAAGAAAUGAUAAGGUUAUGAGAAAAAAAAUUGCAAUUGAAAGACCAGAUCUCGAACAAAAUAUUGUCUGGAAUUCUGAAUUGUCUGUGAAAUCUAUAAAAAAUGGUACUAAUGGAAUUAAACAUAAAACGAAAAUACAACUUUUGUCAUACGACGAUGGCAAAGGUAAAAUCGUCUCUCUAGUUCAGGAAUUAUCUAAGGGAGUUAUCUCUGGAGUAUUGCAAUCAGAUGAAAUUAAUAUUAAUCUUCUCGCAGAAAAAUUAAAAUUUGAAGGCAUUCCAAAUCCAGAUCUAGCAAUUGUCUGCGGACGUACAUUUUCUACUUAUGGUCUUCUUCCAUGGCACAUAAAAGUAACAGAAUUUGUCCAAAUACAAUCACAUCAUAGAAUACUAGUAAAGGAUUUUGCAAUGUUGUUAAGGAAAUAUAGUAAAUGUGAACAACGCCAUGGAAAAUAAUGACAAAAUAAAUUAUUAUCAUUAAUA